UGUGUUGGAGUGUGAGUGUGUGUGAGGUGGGCAGGGGGUCCAGGAGGUAGAGCAACAUGGUACACAAGAUCUUCUCUGAGCUACGGGCACAUCGUCCAUACACUCUCCUUCACGACCAUGACUCACUACCAGAGAAGGUGUGGUUGUACCCAGAGGAGGGUUGGGCCAGGGUGUGUUGCAACAGUCACUGGCUCCUCAAGACACCUUGGUGGUCCACAAGACACUGCUAUAUACUCGAGGUGGAGGGCACCAAGAAACACAGGACUGUGGGUCGUGUGUUGCCUGCGCGGGCCGGGGAGGUGGUAGUGGAAGGCAGCUUCCGUGGAGUCACCGAUGGCGACUUCCGGCUUGUGUUGACCUCCACGGUGACCCCAGCUGACCAGCAGCGAGGCUACCUCAUGACAGGUUCUCUGGAGAAGGGCGACCGCAAGCUCGGCAGGUGGCAAACAACCCAUCUGGCCGUCACAAAGAGAUCCGGCUUCCCCUGAAGACAGCAACUGACAGGUCGUCAACAUAUCCAUGAAGAGGCUUCUAUGUUUGCCCUAAUUUGACCUCAAUCCAGUCCUAGCUGAGAGCUAGGGCUAGCUUGGGUUCUUACACGGUGUACAAGUUAGCCUCAAGCAGCUGUCAUCCAGUGAAGCUGAAAGGUCUCAUCUGUGGUGACCCUAGCUCAAGUAUAGCCUUACAUCAACCUCCAACACCAGUCCCCUCAGUCCUCAGUCCCCAGCACUAGUACCCUCGGUCCCCAGUACUAGCACUGACAGAAUUACCAACCAUCAUAAAAUAAACAUUCAAAUAAUAAAGAUUCAUUUAAUCAGA
Molecule: messenger RNA, 819 nt
Organism: Cherax quadricarinatus
Lineage: Eukaryota; Metazoa; Arthropoda; Malacostraca; Decapoda; Parastacidae
Source: RefSeq, a predicted model, not a curated record